GCCCUAUUUGUUAAUUGCGAAAAAUAAUUGGGUUAAACAAAUUAUUUACUCACUUUCUGAAAUUAAAGUAAAAAAUAAUAUUAUUUUUGGUAGAAAUAUAAAAUUGUAAUUUAUAUUAUCUGAGUAGUUUUUCUCGUCAAAGAAUAUUUAAAAAUUUAUUUCUGAUCGAUAAGAUAACCGCAUAUCUAAAGAAUAUAAUCGAUGUUUUAAUAUUAAAGAAGAAGAACAAUCAGCUUAACUUUUUGGGAACAAGGUUUUCUUGGUUUGGUUUCUGUAAAACUCUGCUUGAUAUUUAUUUACUAAAUAUGAAGCGUAUUAGUGAAAAGAAACUAGAAGCUUUCGCCGUUGGGAACAUGGGCAAACGCACUCUUUCCAAAAAGGAAAUUGAAGAACAGAAGAAGAAAGAAGAUGAAGCUGCCGCAGCACAUGUAUUCAAAGAAUUUGUGGAAACAUUUCAAGAAGCACCUAGUGCCUCAUCCAAAGUAUGGGUAAAAGCCGGUACUUAUGAUGCUGGUUCAAGACGUGAAGACAACCGCGACAAGGGUAAAUUAUAUAAACCUGGAUCAAAGCUGGAUGAGAAAAGUGCAGCAGAAAAGGCACAAGAAUACGCUAAAAUGCUUGCAUCGGACCUAAAAAAAGAUGUAGUUCCACUUAAAAAGAAAAGCCAAGAGAAAAAAAAAAGCAAUUUAGAAUUGUUUAAAGAAGAAUUAAGACAAAUACAAGAGGAACGUGAAGAGCGUCACAAAUACAAACAUCUGGCGGGUCAGGCGGUAGCUCAACAGAUCGUUGAGAAUACACCCGAAGCACGGGAAUCGGGAUCAUUCGAUACCGGCGACCCAAAUACAACUAAUCUCUAUUUAGGCAAUCUCAGUCCCAAGAUUUCAGAACAACAGCUAAUGGAAAUUUUUGGACGAUAUGGACCGCUGGCAAGCAUAAAAAUUAUGUGGCCGCGUUCCGAAGAAGAAAAACAAAGAGGUCGUAAUUGUGGAUUCGUAGCUUAUAUGAGUCGUAAAGAUGCCGAAAGAGCUCUCAGAACUCUGAAUGGACGAUACAUAAUGGGUUAUGAGAUGCGUCUAGGUUGGGGUAAAUCCGUACCAAUAAUGAACCAACCCAUUUUUAUACCACCUACACUUUUGGAACUGACUUUACCUCCACCGCCAUCUGGUCUACCAUUCAACGCCCAACCGCCACCUGCAGAUGCUCAAAGUAUACCAAGAAUUAACUACAAAGAAUACACUACAGAAGAAGAGAAAGAAAAUAUGGAAAAGAUUCUACAUAAAUCUGUUGUGAAAGUCUUCAUACCUACAGAAAAAGCGGUACUCAAUAUUAUACAUCGUAUGAUUGAGUUUGUUAUACGCGAAGGCCCUAUGUUUGAGGCAUUGAUAAUGAGUCGUGAAAUAGAAAAUCCAUUAUUUUCGUUUUUAUUCGACAAUGAAAGUCCUGCGCAUAUAUAUUAUCGAUGGAAACUGUUUUCAUUAUUGCAAGGUGAUACUCCCUCAGAAUGGAAUGAAAAAGAAUUUCGAAUGUUUAAAGGAGGUCCAAUCUGGAAGCCACCGAUAGCAAACUUUUACACAAUGGGUAUGCCAGAAGAACUAGUCGUUGAUCCCGAUGCCACCGUUGUGCACAAAGGUGCACUUUCAAAUGCCCAACGCGUUCGCCUAGAAGACCUUUUACGCCAUAUAACGCCUGAACGCUUCCGCAUUGGUGAUGCAAUGAUAUUUUGCAUCGAACACGCUGAUGCUGCAGAUGAAAUUUGUGAGUGCAUUACCGAAUCGUUAUCCAAUCCAGACACAUUGGUUUCAAAAAAAAUUGCUCGUCUUUACCUCAUCUCCGAUUUAUUGCAUAAUUGUACUGUGAAAGUUUCGAAUGCUUCAUUCUUCAGAAAAGCCAUUGAAAAACAUUUAGUGGAAAUAUUCGAAAAUUUGCACAAUUUUUUCAACUCAAUGGAGAGUCGGUUAAAGGCUGAAGGUUUAAAGUCGCGUGUUAUCAAUGUAAUACGAGUUUGGGAGGAAUGGACAAUAUAUCCUAAAGAAUUUUUAGCAAAAUUGAAAAGUGUAUUUUUGGGAAAACAGAUCGCGCCAUCUCCACCUCCAAUAGAGGAAGCUGUAGAAGAACUGCAAGACGAUAUUGAUGGGGCUCCCUUGUCAGGUGAUGAAAAGGACGACGAGGACUUAGAUGGUAUACCAUUGGAUGGUGCAGCGUUGUUAAAGAGCGCUCUGAUGAGGGGAUUACCAGAAGCGAUGUCAAUACAAAAAAGUACACCCACAAGGAGAGGUGCCGGUAUUGAAGAAGAUGACGAUAUUGAUGGAGUACCAUUGGACGAAGACAUUGAUGGCAUACCUUUGGAAAAACUACCUUCUGAUUUCAGCGAUGCUCAGAUGAGAUCAAAUGCCAAAAGUGGUGCGUUCAUACCAUCGAAGUGGGAAACAGUUGAUCCCGAACAAGUUGAAGCUCAGGCAAUCACAACUAGUAAAUGGGAUACUUUGGAUCCACCACAAGCACCAAAGUUUUAUGAUUCUAGUGAUGACGAACAGUUAAACAAUAAUGUUGCACAUCAUUACGACGACGAUAAACGCACAAAGUUACGUGAAAUUGAAGUGAAAACAAUGCAAUAUCAAGAUGAGUUAGAAGCAGGCUUGAGACAACUAAAAUCAGGCUGGACUAUAAGUGAGCAAGUGGAGUACUUUAGGCUCAAGUUACUAAAAAGGGACACUGAUGUAACAGAUUCACCAUUAUCGUUUAUGAAUACGAAAGAUAAUCGUCGAGGGAGUGAAUCUCCAGAUAGCACUAGCAGACGAGCACGUCGUCUUAAGCGGUCGCCUUCACCAGUACAAUAUAAUAGCAGCAGUUCACGAUCAUCGCCAGCGCGUACAAGUUAUAAACGAUCGCGUUCUCCACUAACUACACGACGCGAAGGAUCGCCUACCACUUCUGGCACGCGCACCGCUAAAUCUUCAAGACGAAAUCGUUCACGUUCUCCUUCAGACUCGCCAAAACGGUAUGCAGAACGCACAAUAUAUUUAUCAAAAUCAGCUCGAUAUGAAAAUUCACCACGUUCCCGCAAGUCGCCUUCACCAGGCUACUCAUCGUCGCGUUCAACUAAACGUGAUGAUAGAGAACGAGAAUAUCGUAGCGAGAAGCAUAAAAACCGCCAUAAGCAUUGAAUUCAGAAGGAAGAGUACAUCAUAAAUGUAUAUAAGCAUUUCCUAUAAUUAAGCAAUAAAAAAAAAUUAUUUAAUUAAACUUACAAGUUAUCAUGAUACAUGCAUAGUUUAAUAAGGUCGGUAUGCAGGUAUACUUUAAAUGUCAAUGGAAUUCAGUUUCAAUGGAAGUAAACUAAAAUACGAGGCAGAAAUAAACCAUAGCCAAUUUUAUAGCUUGAA
This is a messenger RNA of Bactrocera oleae (olive fruit fly), 3383 nucleotides long. Its product is annotated as U2 snRNP-associated SURP motif-containing protein. Gene Ontology annotation, molecular function: RNA binding. Lineage: Eukaryota; Metazoa; Arthropoda; Insecta; Diptera; Tephritidae. Gene Ontology annotation, cellular component: nucleus. The record is from RefSeq and is a predicted model, not a curated record. Gene Ontology annotation, biological process: RNA processing.